AUGUGCAUCUCAUAUGAACUGACCGGUUUGUUACUGCAGGUCAAAUGUGAUCGCUCCCGACCAUGCAUGCAAUGUAUCUCGGCAAACGUGGAGUGUACCAAUGUCGAUUCCGUGAAAAAGAGGCCAAUAUCAAGAUCCUACGCUAACGCGUUGGAAGAGCAAGUCGCUUCUCUCGAAGUCUUCAUAAUGAACCUGGCGAGUGCUAGCCACAUGGAGCGAGAACAGAUGCUUGCAAACUAUCAGCAAGCAUCGGUCGAUCAUCUGCCACGGCUGACUAGCAGUCCUGAGCCUUUCCAGCACUGUGGUCCGUCAAAGGGAUCCUUGCUGAGAAUGAAAGAAGGCACUGCGUCUCAAUUCUUUGGGGAGUCAAGCUUCUAUCCAAUCAUCCCUUCUGUCGACGAAGAAAUGGACGAGGAUCUACGACCUUCUCGAGAAGGCUCAAAACUAGAGGUCCAGCAAACAUCAUGCAACGCCGAUACUAGUCCGGAACACGUAAGUGAUAUUGUAUCAUCUCGCCAGCUCACACCACAAAGUGUGGUCAGUCAGCAAGCCAUGUCGGCCUUCUUUCAGCACUGUUAUUAUUACCAUAUGGUUCUCUACCGAGAAUAUUUUCUUCGCGAUUAUAAAAAGGGCAAAGGCCCAUAUUAUUCAGACCUUCUAUUUUAUGCCAUGGCAUCAAUGGGCGCCUUGACUAGUAACGAUGAUAGAAUUCGCGAUCUAUCGGACAUUUUCUAUAAUCGUGGUGAGACCCUUCUUUAUGGCGGAGCACUAGAUUCGCCGGAUAUUACCACAAUUCAGGCAGUCUUACUCUUGGGGCAACGUGACGUUGGAUGCGGAAAAACAACAAAGGGCUGGCUUCUGACAGGCCUUGCUUUCAGGAUGGUACACGAGAUGGGUCUUCAUCUUGACCCAAACCACUGGAAAACGGCCCACGACUCCGAUGUUGGAAGAGAAGUCCUUAGGCGCGUAUACUGGGCAUGUUUUAUUGCAGACAAGCAGCUAAGUCUCUACUUUGGACGACCGCCAGCCCUCCAUCAGAGUGAAGCCGACGUGCAAAACUCUGUCCGCAUAGCAUACCCUGUCGACUGGGACUCUCUGUUAAACGAGUUUAUCGAGAAAGAAACAUCUCGGACCAAGUACGAAGAUGGAAUAGCAUUUACAAGCUGUUUUACCCAGCUAGCAAAUCUGUCCAAGAUCGUCCAUCGCAUGAUUACGGAGGUCUUUGAAUACCGGAAGGUUACUGAUACGAGUAUUUCGGCUGCGUCAAAGAAAUCAAUUCAUGUUGCCUUAACAAAAUGGUUGACUGAUCUUCCAACCAAACUGCAUUGGAAUCAAUGGCUGAAGGGUGUGGUUCCUCCAUAUGUACUUCAUCUUCAAUUUAGUAUGUAUUACCACACGGUUUUGAUUAUCUUACAUCGGCCGCCACGACAACUAAUGUCUGAUCGUCUUGUCACCUUCCAACAGGGAUUUGAGAUUUGUGAACAGUCUCUAAGUUUGAUUAUUCAACUUCUUAAAGUUUACUCAAAGGACUACGGCUUUGAUAAUCUUCCCAUGACAUUCAUACAUACCGCCGCGACUGCGGCAAGCAUUGUGCUGCUGAAGUUACACGUACAGGGCUUAUCUAAUGACCUCAACACCACGGUGCAGCAGCUCGAGCAGAUAUCAAAGGCUAUUGACAGAUUUGCUGGAACAUGGACGGCAGCCUUGCCCAUCCGCAGUGCGAUAGAUGAUGCUCGACAAAAGAUUAGUAGGAGCAAUAAUACAUUGCAGGAACCGACGUCUUUCGAUUGGGAAAACCUAAUGACGUUGGACUGGCAAGUCGACCCACGCCUGCAGGCAAGCUUUCACUUACCUCUAGCUGGGUCUGAUAAUAACAUUCUAUGCGAUUCAACCAUUUCCAAUUGA
Messenger RNA from Talaromyces atroroseus, 1905 nucleotides. RefSeq lists its product as hypothetical. Gene Ontology annotation, molecular function: DNA-binding transcription factor activity, RNA polymerase II-specific; zinc ion binding; DNA binding. Gene Ontology annotation, biological process: DNA-templated transcription; regulation of DNA-templated transcription. The record is from RefSeq and is a predicted model, not a curated record. NCBI's taxonomy places the organism in Eukaryota, Fungi, Ascomycota, Eurotiomycetes, Eurotiales, Trichocomaceae. The transcript has 6 exons. Bases 1 to 1905 code for a protein of 634 amino acids.